This is a messenger RNA of Paramisgurnus dabryanus, 2167 nucleotides long. RefSeq names its product gonadotropin releasing hormone receptor 2 (gene gnrhr2). Gene Ontology annotation, cellular component: plasma membrane. Gene Ontology annotation, biological process: cellular response to hormone stimulus; G protein-coupled receptor signaling pathway. NCBI's taxonomy places the organism in Eukaryota, Metazoa, Chordata, Actinopteri, Cypriniformes, Cobitidae. The record is from RefSeq and is a predicted model, not a curated record. Gene Ontology annotation, molecular function: peptide binding; G protein-coupled receptor activity; protein-hormone receptor activity.
AACAUGGUUCUUUGAACAGGUAACACUCAUAAUAUGCAGCAUGGAGGUGGUGGAAAGAUUGUGCUUUUUUAAACCUAUUUAGUUCUACUUAAAAAGUAAGUCACCUGGUUGUCUUAAAAUUUUGAGUAAAAUCAUCUUAAAGAUAUUAGUUAACUCAAAAAUAAAAAAUUGUGUCAACUAAUAUUUUUAAGUUGAAUUAACUAAAAAAAUGUAAGGCAACCAGGUUUGUUUAGUUGAACCAACAUAUCUUCUUUAUUUAAGGGAUGAAACCAAAAAUAAAGAUUAAAUAAACUAAAAUGAAUUUAAGGAGAAAAAUCAACAAUGCAUAUAUUUAAAAUUUGUGCUGCUUGGUAAAUGGCCGUUGUGUAGGCUAAUGUUUAAGUGACGUAUAAAAAAUAUUGAUAAUGGGCCUAUAAUACAGAAUAACAAUAAAAAGUAAGAUCAAAACAUGGUAAUUUUUUGGUUCUUUUCCUCCUGUAAAGUUGGUGAAAUGGCCCUUCGGUUCUCGCCCCUCAAGACAAAAGACUUGUUUUAAUUCUUUCGGCACCGCAAGAACCGACAACCGGAUGACGUCAAAGUUCCGCGAGAGAGAUUUAAAAGCAAACUCCUCCGUAUGUUUUCGCGAAUCGCUCUCGCGGUACUUUGACGUCAUCUGGCUGUCGAUUCUUGCGGCACUAAACAAGCCUAAACUGGGCAGUCUUAAUUAACCACGCCCAUCGACGGUGAUGAGAUUAGUAAUCAUAAUAUUUACUUCACUUAAAACUGGCCAACUCAUCAAAAUGACUGGAGAUCUCUGGAGUAACAAACUGGAAAUGUUCAAAAGAAGAAUACAUUUAAGGCAAUGAUUUCUGUCUGUUUCCAUUUGUAAUAGUUUAUAACGUUUAUUAGUCAACUAAAUUGAAAAAUUGUCGUUUAAAAUAAAUUUAAAAUGGCAUAGAUACAAUGCGUUUUUGGUGACCAGGUCUCUCCUAACCUGUACAACUUCGCGCCUUGUGAGUGGUGAUCUUAAAGAACUAUGAACUCCACCUAUAUUACUGAGGACACUUUUCUGGUAAACAUCACUUGCGAUUCUGCAUGUGACCCCAGCAUCCUAAAAAAGCUGCCGCGCUUUAGCACAGCGGCUCGGGUCCGAGUCACCGUCACCUUCAUUCUGUGCGCACUGUCUGCCUGCUGCAACCUCGCCGUGAUGUAUUCAGCAAGCCACAACCACAGAAAACAAUCUCACGUCCGACUGAUCAUCACUAACCUGGCGGUGGCCGAUUUAUUGGUGACGUUUGUGGUCAUGCCGCUGGAUGCUGCGUGGAAUAUAACGGUGCAAUGGCUCGCAGGAGAUCUCGCGUGUAGGACACUGAUGUUUCUCAAGCUCGUGGCCAUGUACUCGUGCGCUUUUAUGACCGUGGUGAUAAGUUUGGAUCGACAGGCUGCCAUCCUGAACCCUCUGUCUAUUAACCGAGCCAGGAGGAGGAAUAAAGUUCUGCUGAGUGUAGCAUGGACCAUGAGUAUCGUGUUAUCCAUACCACAGGUGUUUGUUUUCCACGUUGUGGUGAUUGAUUUUCCGGAGCAGUUUAUCCAGUGUACGACCCAUGGCAGCUUUAGCUCACACUGGCAGGAGACACUUUACAACAUGCUUACUUUCACCUUCCUCUUCCUCAUACCCCUCCUUAUCAUGAUCUCUUGCUACACCAGGAUACUGUUUGAGAUCUCCAAGAAAAUGAAAGACAACUUGCUAUCCAAUAGAGUCCAGCUGCGCAGGUCAAAGAACAACAUCCCUAAGGCACGUAUGCGUACACUGAAGAUGAGUGUGGUCAUUGUCCUGUCAUUCAUGGUGUGCUGGACACCAUACUACUUGCUUGGUCUAUGGUACUGGUUCUAUCCUGCGGGUUUGGAGGAAACCGUGUCUCACUCCCUCUCACACAUGCUCUUUGUCUUUGGCCUGUUAAAUGCUUGUUUGGACCCCAUCAUCUAUGGUCUUUUCACCAUUCCACUGUGCAGGGGCAUGAGGCAGCGGCGGCAUGACAGUAACAUGGUAACAUUUGAGCUGGAGAACACUAAUAACUCUAUGAUGACUUCCCUCAGAUGCUCCGCCUCCUCUAUCACCUUAAAAAGACUGACAGUUCAGCACACUUCUAAAGAAAAGCUUGAAUUAGACGGAGAGCAUGUAGAUUGA